Astyanax mexicanus (Mexican tetra) is the source of this 2582-nucleotide messenger RNA. RefSeq lists its product as uncharacterized. Gene Ontology annotation, molecular function: nucleic acid binding. NCBI's taxonomy places the organism in Eukaryota, Metazoa, Chordata, Actinopteri, Characiformes, Acestrorhamphidae. The record is from RefSeq and is a predicted model, not a curated record. Gene Ontology annotation, biological process: DNA integration. The coding region runs from base 126 to 1409 and encodes 427 amino acids. The transcript is spliced from 2 exons.
AAGCUCAGACUGUUGCGAAAUGCCUCUGGGAAAACUUUAUAGUUCAUUAUGGCAUCCCUGAAUGUCUACAUAGUGACCAAGGUCCAGAUUUUGAAUCACAUGUCAUUAAGGAAUUAUGUCAGAUUAUGGGAAUUCGCAAGUCACGUACUACGCCAUAUCACCCUCGCGGGAAUCCUGUGGAACGCUUCAACCGAACUCUGCUAAAUCUCCUUGGAGUUCUUAGCGAGGAAGACAAGUCAAAGUGGAAACAAUUCGUCAAGCCCUUGGUGCACGCAUACAACUGCACAAAGAAUGAUGUGACUGGGCAUACCCCAUAUGAAUUAAUGUUUGGAAGACAGCCAAAACUACCUGUAGACCUAGCAUUUGGUUUGCCCUUGAGGGAUAAGCGUUAUAAGUCACAUUCCCAGUACGUCCAAGAUCUCAAGUCACGUCUUGACGAAAGCUUCAAGUUAGCCCAGCAAAGUGCAGAGAAAAUUGCAAAAGCUAACAAGACCAGAUUUGACCGGCAUGUCACUGCCUCUAAACUAGAAGUUGGUGACCGAGUCCUUGUAAGGGCAGUCAGACUCCGUGGAAAGCACAAACUUGCUGAUAAGUGGGAGCCAGACAUCCACAUAGUGGUUAAACAGGCCGAAAACUUCCCAGUCUACACAGUCAAGCCGGAAACUACAGAUGGUCCGCUGAGAACUCUGCAUAGAGAUCUGCUUCUUCCUUGCAAUUUCUUGCCAGAUGCUGCUGCGGAGCCACCUGUUCCGAAACCCCAACAAAAACCCAGAACACGACAAUCUGUUGAACAAGAACCAGUAGACCAAGAUUUGGCCUUUGAUGAUGAAUUUCUACACUACAGAGUCACAGAUCGACCAGUAGUCAGACCCACCAGUUUCACUACUAUUUAUGAGGUACCUGUGAGAAGAGAAACACAAGAAAACUCACCUGAAAAGAACUCACCUGAAGAAAACUCACCUGAAAAGAACUCUCCUGAUGAGAACUUUUCUGUUAAUAACUUACCUGCAAAUGAUGUACCUGUAAUGUCAUUCCAAUUCCUAGACCAAGAUUCAAGUACACAAAUGGAAGCUGAAAGAGAAACUGAAGAUGUUCUGCCUGGAGCUGAGCAAAGUGAAUCGAGUGAAGACACUGACUCUGGCGAAUCAGAUUGUGUCAGACGGUCUAACCGUAAAAGAGAGCAACCUGAGCGCCUGCACUAUGCUCAGUUUGGAAACCCAGUUGUCUCCAUGGUUCAGUCUUUAUUCCAUGGCCUAAGCACAGCUUUUACCGAAGCUUUGAGAGACAUUCCAGAACCUGAUUACUUACCUUGUUCCCAUUCCAAACCUGUUACUGCACAGCCAUACAGAUGCACCGGGACGUGCAUACGUUCAAGCGGGGAGGGUGUAACCCAGGUUAUAAAAGUCUGAAUUAUUUAAAAAGUACAUUUUAUUAUUAAAAAGGGCACGUAAUUAAUAUAUAGUCUAUUACAAUUAAGAAUAGCUAAUUCUUAAUAAAAACACAAUAAAUAAAAUAAGUCAAUUAAAUAAGGAGCUGGGAAAAUAAUGUAAAUAAAUACAGACACAAAUAUUAGAGUAAAAUAAACUUUAUUUAAUCCAUAAAUAAUUAUUUUUCAUAUUUUUGGGAAUACUUUGUUGUUUUAGUAGCACGUCACCUAUUGCAGCCAAUAGGGUGAUCGUAUUACGCUGACAUGAGUGGGAAAUACUGUUGACCCUGACCCAGCACUUCCUUUUGGGUCAAGCAGCCGUCAGGAGCAGGUGAAUGCUGGAAGAAAGUUGACAGAAAGCUAGAUACAAGCCAAACUUAGGUGAUAGAAACCUUAUUAUUAUCAGUAAUAACUCUCAUCUACUCUAAAACGCUGAGCUGGUGGAGCCAAGACGCAGUUUGUGGUGAAUGAGGAGCUUAUUAGCCUGAUACACAGAGGUUUUUCUGCAUCGGUCAGGUUUUUUGACUAGAGUUCGAAUUGGAUUCCCUCGUUCCUACGUUUGAUGGCGAGCCUCCCUGGACUUCGACCCUGAAAGCUGUUUGCAAGUACUGUGGACAACUCUGAUCUGUGAAACCCCUUUUUUCCUUUAUUGCUGAACCUUUAUUCAUCUUCAGAGCGGUAGGAGAAAUACUCACCAUGCCAUAGACUGGACUCUUUGCACAUACCCACACUUCAACUCCAACUCCCACCUGUGAAACAAAAGAAAAAAAAGAACUUUAUAUUGUUGUGGUUUUGAUAUAUGUAUAUUGUGUUAUUAUUUUAAUUGAACUUAAUUCUUGAAUUUACACAAUCUAACUAAUAUUCUUGUUAUUUUAUUUUGGUAUUCUGGUGAAAAAGGGAUAUUCUGAUAUUGAUACUGAGGUUGAUAUUGAUAUUUUGCAUAUAUAAAUAUAUUAUUAUUAUAGAUUUUCCUACCCGGGUAGUAGUAAUAUAAAUAGUAUCACAUACAACAACAUCAGGGAAAGUUAAUAUUGGUAUUAUUCAUAUUGAAUUCUAUAUCUUUUGUUUAUUAUUUUCUUUUAUUAUAAUAGUAUUAUAAUAGUAUUCGUACUUACCUUUUCAAUAAAUGGAGGCUUCCAUUAAGCUCCAAAUUCCA